CAAAUGUACUUUUAGAUAUCCCACCGUUUGUUUGACUAGAUAUCGAUCAUCGUCAAACCCUAUUUUACGACUUAGGCGUGGUAGAUUGAAUCAGACCAAUAUUCGUUACUGGCAUUGAAUCCUUGUUAACCUCUCAGGCUAUGAACGCGGAAAUAUAUUCAGAACUGUUUUCAUAAGUUUUUUUCAUUAAUAGGGAGGUGUAAGAACAAGAUUAAUAAAAUUUUUUGGAAAAAAAUUUUGGUGGCAAGAGUAGAUUAAAACAUUUCCGGAUCAAAUAUUUCUGCUGAAUCAUGUCUUCCGGACUUCAAUAUACUUGCAACUCAUGCUCGCUUGCCUUUUCAAGGCCUGAGGAUCAGCGUUCUCACAUGAAGACUGAUUGGCAUAGAUAUAAUCUCAAAAGACGAGUCUCACAAUUGCCUCCCAUAAGUGAAGAGCUAUUCAAUGAGAAAGUAGGAAAUAUAGCCAAUACCAGUGAGGGACAUGAAAUUAGAGAUUCAGCAGGGGCUAAUGGCAAACAAAUGACUAAAAAACAGCAAAGGAGAUUGGAAAAAGAGGCUUUGUUAGAAAAGAAAAAGCAGCUUUUGGAGAUUGCGAGACGACGAAUGAUAUUGUCCAAUGACGGAAUGCCUAUAUAUGAUAAAAUGAGGACUGAAAGUGAUGAAGCAAAAAGUGUGAUCAAUGACCAAAAAGAAACCCCAGUGCAAUACGAUAAUGCCUCUCAUGUUGAAACUAGGGACUGUGAUGAUGACGAUUGGGAGACCGAACAGCUCAUGGACCAGAAAAUCAAAAACAAAGUUGAGAUACCGUUGGACACGUGUAUGUUUUGUAGCCACGUGUCUUCCGAUCUAGACGAAAACAUAGAUCACAUGUUCAAAAAUCAUGGAUUGUUUAUUCCAGAACCAAAGUACUUGGUCGACAAAGCUGGAUUAAUACACUAUCUAUCUGAGAAAGUUGGACUGGGUAAUAUGUGUUUAUCUUGCAAUUUCCAGGGUCGAAACAUUGAGAGCGUGAGGCAACAUAUGCGUGCAAAAGGGCAUUGCAAAAUUCCUUAUGAAACUUUAAAUGAAAAGCUCGAAAUUUCAGAGUUUUAUAAUUUCGAGUCCAGUUAUUCAAGGAACACGGAGGCUGAUAUUACGGAUAAUGAUGAAGAAUGGGAAGAUUUAUCAGAUAAUGCAGCUGAUGAAGGUUCAGAGGAUGAAAUGUCCACGGAUGAUCUAUACACUAACGGAUACGAGCUUUACCUUCCGAACGGUCAUGUGGCUGGCCAUAGAUCUUUAAUGAGAUACUACAAGCAAAAUCUGAAGCCCGAGAGGGAACUUACAGAAGGCCAGGGAACGUUAGUCGCGGCAGAAACCAGACAUUUUGUCCAAUCUAUAGAUCGCAAGGAGCUCCAGGCCAAGAAGAGAGUUUGGGCUAGACAGGAAAAACUUAAGGAUGUUAAUGAUAGGAGAUCAGCAAAGUUUAUCAAUCAUCAAGCACAUUACAGGGAUCAAUUAUUACAAUGAAGCUUCGUAUUCUUUUGAUAUGUUUUCAAU
This is a messenger RNA of Ogataea polymorpha, 1535 nucleotides long. RefSeq lists its product as uncharacterized. Lineage: Eukaryota; Fungi; Ascomycota; Pichiomycetes; Pichiales; Pichiaceae. Gene Ontology annotation, biological process: ribosomal large subunit biogenesis. Gene Ontology annotation, cellular component: preribosome, large subunit precursor. Bases 291 to 1505 code for a protein of 404 amino acids. The transcript has a single exon. The record is from RefSeq and is a predicted model, not a curated record.